UUCUUUACAGGAUCGGCGAUGCUGUAUAUGACAGACGAAAUCCACCAGAGGCUACAUAAAAAAAAUCAGGCCCCUUCUGGCAAGAUGUGAUGAGGACACAUGCCUAGUAUUCCCUUGCCGGAACACUAGCACACAGUGCUGUGCAUCUCUCACAUAUACUAACAUGGCCAAGAUAAACACCAAAACCUUUAAUAGGGCCGGUGAUUACGUUGGCCAGGUUUAUCCUCGCCGUCUUAAGAAAUCCUGCAUCACCAUCGCUUAUGAUAUGUCCACCGAUCCCGUUUGGAGGGCCGAGGUAGCUACUAUGGCUGCGCACUCGGUGGACACUGCAACGCGCUACUAUGCCUUCAAGGACAGCUCUGCAGCAGGCGAACGGGUGUUUACCAGAUUGCAGCAGGAGCUGAAGUCUACAGAGCCCGCGUUGCAGGGAAGCUCUGAGACGGAGGAGGAGGAUGAAGCCUGUCCAGAGGCAGUGGACGAUCCUGCCAGAAUUGAAAGUCCUCUCCCAUACUUGGCGUAUGAUCAUAACGAUCAGGCUGCAUCACCUAACAAGGCCAUUAGGGCUGGAUCUCCAGCCUCAGGUCUGGCCUUCAGCAUCGUUUCAGGUGUCCAGGCAAUGGGACCGCCACCUUCACCCCCUUCAGCACCAACUGGAGGCCAGAGCAAGGUGCUCCUCCCUCAGAGGGCUGCGUCCCCAGCCUCCAGUGGGGAGUCGAGCCUCGUUUCAGGUGUCCAGGCAAUGGGCCCGCCACCUCCACCCCCUUCAGCACCAACUGGAGGGCAGACAAAGGUGCUCCUCCCUCAGAGGGCUGCGUCCCCAGCCUCCAGUGGGGAGUCGAGCCUCGUUUCAGGUGUCCAGGCAAUGGGCCCGCCACCUUCACCCCCUUCAGCACCAACUGAAGGGCAGAGAAAGGUGCUCCUCCCUCAGAGGGCUGUAUCACCAGCCUCCAGUGGGGAGUUGAGCCUCGUUUCAGGUCCCCACCCCGUGAGCGGACAAUACUCACUGAAACGCUCCAGAAGUCCUGUGGCCUGUGUGAAAGGCAAAAGACAAAGAAUAAAAAGAAAUACAGCAUGCAGUGUCACUGUCAAAACAAUUGACAGUGUUGUUGGACAGAGGUUCAACAAAAUAUUGCUAAAUAUGAAUGAAAUACGCAAGAACACUUUUAGGGUAAAUUGGAAACAAGCAAAAAUUCAAUAUGACAGAAAGUACAAACACUUGCAUGGAAUAAAUCACAAAGCAUUGCGUAGUAUGAGGACUGAAGAUAUGGACAUACACGAGGACACUCUCACCUCGCACCUGUCAAAACAGAGACCCUGUGCCUACGGCUUACUACAAGACACGAUGCGUAUUCCACAUCCGGUGGCAUACACAAGCCCAGCUACCAACUCCAGGUGGCAACCAGCCACGCAGGAAGUCAAAUUACGCAUAGCUAACAAGUCGUGCAGACGAUGA
Portunus trituberculatus (swimming crab) is the source of this 1453-nucleotide messenger RNA. RefSeq lists its product as uncharacterized. The coding region runs from base 164 to 1453 and encodes 429 amino acids. Lineage: Eukaryota; Metazoa; Arthropoda; Malacostraca; Decapoda; Portunidae. The record is from RefSeq and is a predicted model, not a curated record. The transcript is spliced from 9 exons.